Heterocephalus glaber (naked mole-rat) is the source of this 2638-nucleotide messenger RNA. NCBI's taxonomy places the organism in Eukaryota, Metazoa, Chordata, Mammalia, Rodentia, Bathyergidae. The record is from RefSeq and is a predicted model, not a curated record.
UGCACUUAUUUUUAAUAAGUAAAUAACAGAUUAAGCACCAUUAGAUUUAGACCAAGACCCCCACUCGGGCAGAAGCAUGAGUCUGAAUACUCCAGGCCCCGAGGCAAAUAAUUCACCUGGAGUAGUAGCUUACUGUGCUUCUCAAGGGUUCUGCAGAGGUCUGUAGUAUGCCAGGAAACCACAGGGAAAGUCAUUCCAAAUCAUUUUGGACCACUAACUGAGUUUACAGUCAUGGAGACCGACAGGAAGACUCAGCUCCUGGGCUCAUGGCUGACCAGACUGAUGCCAGGUGGACAGCUAGGACCUCUUCUAUGCAGGAGCAGCCUGGACCUGGCCCUGUUCCAGCUCCCAGAACAGAAAGGGGGCUGCUCUCACCCUAGGAGACAUGCAACUGGGUUUUAUCUGCCCCAGCAUUCCCAUCCCAUCCAGAAGCCCAUGUUGCUCUGGCCUGGCAGUGCGGGCCUUUAUCUGGUCUGUUUCCUCCGGAGAACGCCAGUCUCGGAGCAAGAGGACGUGGCUGUCUCUUCCCAUGGCAGCCUCACUCUUCUUCCUUCUGUUUCUCUGUGGCCCUUCUCAGGCUGCUGUAGACCAUCUCCCUGUCUAUGUGGCCUUAGGGGAGGCGAUGGAGCUACCAUGUCCCUUACCACGUGUCCUACGUGGGGACGAAUUCCUGUCUUGGUUCCACAGCCCUGCAGCAGGCACCUCCACCACCCAGCUGGCCCAAGUCCAAGUGGCCGCAACAGUCCCACACUUUGGGCAAACCAGAAGGGACCCCAGGCUCAAACUCCUGGGCAACUAUUCCCUGUGGCUGGCGGAGUCUGAGGAUGCAGACGCCGGGCGGUACUGGUGCACUGUGCUGGGUCAGCACUUAGAGUACCAGAACUGGAGGGUGUAUGAUGUCUCCGUGAUGAGAGGUGAGCUGGGGUGUGGAUGGAGGUCAGGGGCCGCUGGGACUGGGGAAGGGCAGGAAAAGAACCAAAGGGUCCUUUGUCCCACAGGAUCCCAGUUCUCUGCAAGGGCUGCAGAUGGGUCUUCCUGCUCUGUCCUCCGGUGUUCUGCGGUUCCCGCCAGGCGUCUGGACUCCGUGGGCUGGCGGGAGGGGAAGGGCCUUGUCCGAGGACGCGCUCAGGCCUUCUGGAAUGAGGGCGCGGCGCUGCUCUUGGUGUGUCCUGGCGAGGGGCACCCUGAGCCCAGGGGCCGGAGACCAAGAAUCAUCCGCUGCCUCAUGACUCAAGACAAAGGCAUCAGCUUCAGCCUGCCAGCCUCCGCGGAUCCGUCUCCCACUCUCUGUGUCCCUUCCAUGGGCUGGGAUGUGCCCCGGAUCCUGAUGCUGCUGCUCACGGUGGGCCAGGGAUUCACCAUCCUGGCCCUCAGCAUCGUGCUCUGGAGGCGGAGGGUCCAUGGGGUUCAGGGCCAAGAUGCCUCAGUUCCUCAAUUCAAACCCGAAAUCCAAGUCUACGAGAACAUCCACUUGGCGCGUCUCCGCCCACCUGCCCACAAGACCAGAUGACCUUGGCAACAUCUGCUGCUGGAAAGUGUGACCUGCUGUCUCCCUGGCCAUCUGCCAUAGAGGACGCCCUGAAACCGGGGGUGGGGGGCUGUCUGUCCAGUUGGCCUUCAGCAGCCACCAAUGUGUGUGGGGGAUGGGGUGGGGACUGCACGAAAGGAGUGGCAUUGUUCCAUGUCACCUACAAAAAGCUGUGGUCUCCUGUCUUGAAGUGGCCGGUGGGGGGUGGUGCUGAGCGUGAAGUACCAUGAAAUUGAGGGGAACCUGGGGUAAUUGUUGAGGGUAAGAAAGGGUGGGGUGGGCAGGGAAGAGACAAAGAAACCCAGGUAUUUGCACAAUAGUAAAGUAUCAGUCGAAGGGGGACUGAAGGACAUAUGGAGGAAACUGAGGAAGAGAGAAGGGAAGAGACUCAAGUCAGAGUAAGAGAAAGGAGAUGGACAAAGAGACAGAAAAAUAGAAGCACAAGUGGGAGAACUGCAGGACAGAGAAAAUGGAAAGGAGCUUCGACAGCCUCCAAACUAAGGCAGACCUUCCUCUGUCAAAGCGGCACCCUCUUAAAGAAGAGAUGCUGAGGAACGAGCAAUGUAAUCAGCCCCAGACUUCCUCAGAUGGAAGGGGGGAACUUCGGUGGAGUGGGUGCUUGUGCUUGGCCCCCGCCAGGGCACCCUCCUUAUCCAAGGCACACUUGCUUCCUCUUCCUCGAGCUGCGCCACAGUGGCCUCCAGGGUGUGCGCUGCUUAUCGCCUGACUCCUGGCGCACCGGCUCCCUGUGCCGAGAGGCCACCCCCUCUCUGGGCAGACUGUCCAGAAGCACCCAGACGGGAUUCCCCAGGGUCAUCUGUGGGCCCUGGACACAUCUGGGCGGGUGGGUGGGGAAGGGCAUUGGUGUUCCCAACCUGGUGGCCCCACUCGGGCAGAAGUGAGCUGGACUCUGGGUCACUGCCCAUGGGAAGCUCUACCGAGCACUUCAGAGUCUGGGCUCUGGCUUGGAGAAGAGCUUUCUCAGAAAUCUCGGCUAAAGCCUUCACACUGCGGUGGCCUAAGCUAAGCUAUUGGCAGGAAGGAUGGCGUGAAUGAUACAGUUGGGAAAUGAGGGGGUGAGUGGCUCAGGCUCCAGCACUUCAGUCCAGC